CUUGUCCGGUUGAGCCUAGCGAAGCUGUGGGAGGGGAGAGUGCUGCUGUUGCUCCUGCCGAGAGGGGAGACAUGGGAAAUGCUCAGAAGAAGCCCCACGGCAGAGGAGGGGAAGGGGGCCCCGGCCCGCAUACGGACCACAAUUCACACGGAGGCCACUGGAAAAACCGCGGAGGGAUUGCGGAGAAGUACAAGGUGAACCAACAGGAUCCGACGUCGGACAAAGGUCUGCGGAACGGAGCUCGGGGCUCUGUCAGGAGGGACUCUAAAGGAUCCAGUCCGGCUGGGGGAGACGGAAGCAACCUUGACGCCCCUUGUGGGGCCCUACCCCCACCGCUGGCGCGGCUCAAGAACGAAGGAAACCUGUUCUUUAAGAAUGGACAGUUUGCAGAUGCGCUGGACAAAUACUCCCAGGCCAUCACGGGUUUCACAGACUCAGGAAUGGACAGUCCUGAGGACCUGGGUGUGCUCUACUCUAACAGAGCGGCCUGCUACCUGAAAGAUGGAAACAGCUCUGAGUGUAUACAGGACUGCACCAGGUCCUUGGAGCUGCAGCCCUUCUCCCUGAAGCCCCUCCUACGCAGAGCCAUGGCUUAUGAGACUAUGGAGCGGUACCGACAGGCCUACGUGGAUUACAAGACCGUGCUACAGAUAGAUAUCAGUGUGCAGGCUGCACACGACAGUGUUAACAGGAUCACGAGGUUACUGAUAGAGCAGGAUGGAGAGCAGUGGAGAGAGAAACUCCCUGAGAUCCCUCUGGUCCCGCUGUCAGCUCAGCAGCACCGCAGGGAGGAACCGCCCAGCGCUGAGGUCCUACAGGCCAGAGCAGAGAAGGCCAAGCACCACGCAGCUCAAAAAGCAGAAGUCUGUUUCAAUUCACUGAAACAAGAAGGGAAUGAGUUUGUGAAGAAAGGCCAGUUCCAGGAGGCUGUGAGGACGUACAGUGAAUGCCUUAAGCUGAAACCAGAGGAAUGUCCCAUCUACACCAACAGAGCGCUGUGCUUCCUGAAGCUAGAUAUGUUUGCUGAAGCCAAGCAGGACUGUGACUCAGCCCUGAGGCUGGAGCCAGCCAAUAAGAAGGCCUUCUACAGACGGGCCGUGGCCAAUAAAGGCCUGAAGGACUACCUGUCCUCCAGCUCUGACCUGCAGGAGGUGUUACACCAGGAUCCCAACGUAACGGAAGCUGAGAAGGAGCUGGAGGAGGUCACUCUGCUGCUCAGACAGAGUCUGGCUCGGGGAUCACCUAGCAACCCCAGGAGGCCUGUCCCCAUCACUGAGGCUCGGGGAUCACCUAGCAACCCCAGGAGGCCUGUCCCCAUCACUGAGGCUCGGGGAUCACCUAGCAACCCCAGGAGGCCUGUCCCCAUCACUGAGGUUGAGGGGACUGAGGACGAAGCCCGGCAGGCCGCAGCGCCAGACAGGACCAAAGCAGCAGAAUCCGAGACAGGAGAAACAUCAACCCCAGCCCCACCAGAUACCCACUGUGGAGGAAGAGGAGGAGGAGGAAGAGGAGAGGAGGCAGUAACCAUCAACCUCCAGCCCUCGAACGCCUACGAGUUCAACCAGUCCCUGAACGCAGCGCGGACCCAGUCCGACCUCCCAGCCUGCGCUGAGCUGCUGAGCUGUGUUCCCCCUGAGACUCUGCCCGUCUACCUCAGUAAUCAGCUGGAUGGACACACGGUCAGCUUUGUUAUGCAGGCCCUGGAAACACAGCUCUUACGGAAGGAGCCUAACUUAGUCUACCAGCACCUCAACCACCUACAUACUGCUGACAGGUUCUCGGUCGUCGUGAUGCUCCUGGAGAAGAGUGAACGUGAUCAGAUGACUCGACUGUUUGACCGUCUGUCCGCCGUGGACAGUGAUGCCUUCAGUAAGAACGACGUGCAGAACCUGGCCAACAAGUACAUCUGACCUCGUCUGGCCCUGCUGGAGCACGUCCCAAAUAGGCCCCUAUUUACCUAGUGCACUAUGGAGGGAAUAAGGCGCCGUAAUGGGACGGUCGUAAGACGCCUAUCAACAUCGCAAGCCGACUUUAAAAACGAAUCCAGACUGGAAAAAUCACCUUUCCGUCAUAAAUAAAGACUAAAUAUUAUUUUGGUAGGUCAAGUCUUAAUUUACCCAUGAUUACAUCGCGUUGUUUUGAUGAUGUUCUCGAACUCGACCCCUUCGUUCUGGCGUGCACCUUC
Salmo salar (Atlantic salmon) is the source of this 2185-nucleotide messenger RNA. The record is from RefSeq and is a predicted model, not a curated record. Lineage: Eukaryota; Metazoa; Chordata; Actinopteri; Salmoniformes; Salmonidae.